AUGGGUCCAGGUUUCAUAAAUUAUUCUUUAACAUUGGCUAAUCACAUUAAAUCACCUUUAAUUAAAAAAUCUGUGGUUUCUAAAUCGUUAGAGGUAGAAACCGUAGUCUGGAGACGGGAUUUUAUCAUGAGUGAUCAGGAUGUUGAUGACAUUGCUUUUUUAACAGGUGAAAAUGCUGCUGCGGCUAAACAAAAUCUGUAUGAACGUAAUGGAGUCGCAGUUUGUUCACAAAGGAGAGCUCUCAUUAUUGCAACAAUUGCAUUCGCUGUUCUUUUCGGCAUUGCAGUCAUCAUUGCAUAUGCUGGAAUUCGUUGCCCUUGUGCAGGAAAAAGACCGGAUAACUUAGAUUAUGAUUAUGAUGAUUCCGGACCUACAAUUCCAGUAGCUACCAAUAAUGAAAUUUUUCCUUGGAAUAAUGUUAGACUUCCUGAUUCCUUAAUCCCGUUAAGAUAUAGAAUACACAUACAUCCCAACUUGACUACUCUUGCUGUAAAGGGGCAAGUCACGAUUGAAUUUAAUGUUAAAAAAGAAACAAAUUUCAUAGUUUUGCACAGUAAAAAUUUAACUAUAUUGGAUAAAACAGUUGUAGAUAAUACAGGAGAAGAAUUAGAAAUAGAAAAAUUUUUAGAAUAUACACAAGCACAACAAGUUUAUAUUGAAUUAAAAGAAAAUUUUCAAGUCGGGUCAAAUUAUAGUUUAAAUAUCAGGUAUAAGACUCAACUUGGAAAAGAAUUAGAGGGAUUUUACAUCAGCAGUUAUGUUAAUCAAAAAGGAGAAACAAGGUAUUUGGCCACUACUCAUUUUGAACCUACAUAUGCUAGAUCUGCUUUUCCUUGCUUUGAUGAACCUCAAUUUAAAGCCAAAUUUAAAAUGUCAAUAGUUCGAGAUAGAUUUCAUAUUGCCUUAUUUAACAUGCCAGUUUAUAACACAGAAGAUGCUGGUUUUUACAUGGGUACUGGAUUGCUGUUGGACGACUUUGAAGAAUCAGUUGAAAUGAGUACUUAUCUAGUAGCAUUUGUUGUAUGCGAUUACAAUCACACAACUAGUCAAACAAAAAAAGGUAUAUCCGUUUCCGUGUAUGCUCCCACACAACUCAUAUCACAAGCAAAAUUUGCUCUUGAUACUGCCACGAUCAUGAUGGAUCAUUACGAAGAAUUCUUUGGCGUCGAUUACCCUUUACCCAAGCAAGAUUUAAUAGCCAUUCCUGAUUUCGCUGCUGGAGCCAUGGAAAAUUGGGGUUUAAUAACCUACAGGGAAACUUCUAUUUUGUACGAUCAAGAAGAGACAUCUGCUAUAGCUCAUCAAUGGGUAGCUAUCGUUAUAGCUCAUGAAUUAGCUCAUCAGUGGUUUGGUAAUUUGGUUACCAUGAAAUGGUGGAACGACCUUUGGCUGAAUGAAGGCUUUGCCAGCUUUUUAGAAUACACCGGCGUGGAUCACGUCAUGCCCAAUUGGAAAAUGAUGGAUCAGUUUAUAUUAGUUAAAACGCAACCGGCUUUAGAUCUCGAUGCUUUGGCCACAAGUCAUCCCAUAUCAGUUGACGUUCAUAAUCCUAUUGAAAUCGAAGCUAUUUUCGACACCAUAUCGUACAGCAAAGGAGCGGCAAUUUUAUACAUGCUGGAAAAGUUUUUGGAAGAGGAUACGCUACGAUCUGGAUUAAAUGAUUAUUUAAAUACGUACAUGUUUAAAAAUGCAGAUACCGAAGAUUUAUGGUCUGCCUUUAGCAAGCAUAAUAAUCAAUCGUUACAAGUUAAAACCGUCAUGGAUACGUGGACGAAACAAAUGGGAUUCCCUCUCAUAACCAUAACCAGAAAGGAAAAUACGAUUUACGCGAGUCAAAGUAGAUUCCUAUUGACGGGAACUAUGAAUAAUAAUACCGUUGACAAUGAUAUCGUAUCACCGUUCGAUUAUAAAUGGUAUGUUCCAUUGAGCUAUUACACGAACGUUGAUCGUUCGGAUGUUCGCCACGUUUGGAUGAAUUUGAGUGACGUCACUUUUGAAAUAUCGGAAAAAACAAAAUGGAUAAAAGCAAACGUGAAUCAAUCGGGUUUCUAUCGAGUCAACUACGACGAAGAUAUGUGGAUGUCAAUCAUUCAAACGCUAAAAAAGGAUCCCUCGAGUUUUAGUCCGGCCGAUAGAGCGAGUUUAAUUGACGAUGCCUUUACAUUGAACAGGGCAGGAAUACUAAACGCUACGAUACCAUUAGAACUUUCACUUUAUCUUUUAAACGAAAAGGAUUACGUCCCGUGGGCCACAGCCCUGAAACAUUUUCAAUCGUGGAGUAAAAGUUUAGUCGAAUCGUCCGGAUAUAAACUUUUUUACGAAUUCAUGAGAGUCAUACUAACUCCGGCGACUAAAUUAGUCGGUUGGAACGACGUCGGACCACAUUUAACAAAAUUGAUGAGAUCGGACAUAUUGUCUUCGGCGAUAUUGUGUAACGUUCCAGAAACCGUCAAGGACGCGGUUACAAAGUUUAAAAAAUGGAUGGAAAAGGGAGAAAGGACUCCUCCCAAUCUCAGAGAAGUCAUUUAUUCGGCGGGAAUUAAAUACGGUGGCGAAAAGGAAUGGGAAUACUGUUGGAAUAAAUAUAAAAGCACCGGAAUUCCAAGCGAAAGAAAAUUAUUGCUCAAAGCUUUGGGAAUGUCGAGCGAUCCGUGGAUCUUGAAAAGGUAUUUGAAAGCAACACUGGAUAGAAAUUUAGUUAAACCUCAGGAUUUGAAAACGGCGUUAUCGGUCGUGGCUUUCAAUCCAGAAGGACAGCUGUUGGCUUGGAGACACCUUAAAGCUCACUGGCAUUACAUGCAAUCGAUGUUCGGGAAUGGAACUUUCACAAUCGGGAGCAUCAUAUCGGCCGUCACGUCGGAUUUCGUCACGGAAUACGAUCACGAUGAAGUUCAAAAUUUCUUUAGCAAAAUGAACGUAGGUUCGGGUCAAAAUGCAUUAGAUCAAAGUUUGGAAACGAUCAGGCUCAACAUAUAUUGGGUACAAGAAAACGGUGAAAUAAUUUAUAGAUGGUUGAAAAAUUAUUUAAAUUCUUGA
Molecule: messenger RNA, 3036 nt
Organism: Pediculus humanus corporis (human body louse)
Lineage: Eukaryota; Metazoa; Arthropoda; Insecta; Psocodea; Pediculidae
Product: Aminopeptidase N precursor, putative
Exons: 14
Coding region: 1-3036 (1011 amino acids)
Biological process (GO): peptide catabolic process; proteolysis
Cellular component (GO): cytoplasm
Molecular function (GO): zinc ion binding; metalloaminopeptidase activity; peptide binding
Source: RefSeq, a predicted model, not a curated record